AAUUUUUCUGAUUUCCCACCUCAGACAGAACUCAGUUCCAGACAAAGUGGCUUGAAAGGACCUCAACUACUAGAGUGAAAUUUAAAUAAUGGUUUUAGCAAUUGACCAGAAACUGUACACCUCUUGGGUUCCCGUUUAACAACCAUAUUUAUACGUCACAGCAGCUCUAUCAGCUCGGCCUCUAGAGGGACCACUUUUUGGGACCGAUGCAGACCCCCCCUCAGAUCCUCACUGUCAGUGCCUGCACCUGGGUCAGCAACUUUUGCCGGCUUGGAGAAAUUGAGACGAGCGACUCCCUGGGUCUGGAGAUCUCUGAAACCAUGUCAGUCAGCGUCCACGAGAACCGAAAGUCCCGGACCAGCACGGGCUCCAUGAACAUCUCUCUGUUCCAUAAGCCCUCGCAUCCAGACAGUGUGCUCACCCACCUCAACACCCUCCGAAAGCAAUGCAUGUUCACUGAUGUGACACUGUGGGCGGGGGAACGCUCAUUCCCCUGCCAUCGGGCCGUACUGGCUGCAUGCAGCCGCUACUUUGAGGCCAUGUUCAGCGGAGGCUUGAGGGAGAGCCUGGACAACGAGGUGAACUUCAGAGACAGUGUGCAUCCAGAGGUGCUGGAGCUGCUGCUUGACUUUGCCUACUCAUCCCGCGUCAUCAUCAAUGAGGAGAACGCAGAGUCGUUACUCGAGGCGGGAGACAUGCUGCAGUUCCACGACAUCCGAGACGCUGCCGCAGAGUUCCUGGAGAAGAACCUCCACUCGUCCAACUGCCUCGGCAUGAUGCUGCUGUCCGACGCACACCAGUGCAAACGGCUGUAUGAACUCUCCUGGAGGAUGUGCCUGGUGCACUUUGAGGCGGUGCGGGACACGGAGGACUUCUACGGCCUCAACAAGGACAAGCUGCUGGACCUGAUCCUCAGUGACGAGCUGGAGAUCGAGGAUGAGCAGAUCGUGUUCAACGCUGUAAUGCGCUGGGUGCGAUACGACCUGGAUGGCCGCAGAGACUACCUCCCUGAGCUGCUGCGGGGCAUCCGCCUGGCCCUGCUGCCCUCUGAGUGUUUGAUCGAGGCGGUGGCCUGCGAGGAGCUGGUGAUGUCAGACAAGAGGAGCCGGCAGAUUGUGGAGGAGGCCAUGCAGUGCAAGAAGAAAAUUCUGCAGAACGAUGGGGUGGUCACCAGCCCCUGUGCACGACCCCGCAAGGCAGGCCACACGCUGCUCAUCCUGGGAGGACAGACCUUCAUGUGUGAUAAGAUCUACCAGGUGGACCACAAAGCCAAGGAGAUCAUCCCCAAGUCAGACCUGCCCAGCCCCAGGAAGGAGUUCAGUGCCUGUGCCAUCGGCUGUAAGGUGUAUGUGACUGGGGGGAGGGGUUCUGAGAACGGGGUGUCUAAGGAUGUUUGGAUCUAUGACACGGUCCACGAGGAGUGGUCUAAAGGAGCACCCAUGUUGAUAGCACGUUUCGGCCAUGGCUCUGCUGAACUGGAGAACUGCCUGUAUGUGGUGGGCGGCCACACUGCCAUAGCAGGCGUCUUCCCUGCCUCCCCCUCAGUCUCCCUCAAACAGGUAGAGCGGUAUGACCCGCUUACCAACAAAUGGACCAUGAUGGCACCGCUUAGAGACGGUGUUAGCAAUGCAGCCGUGGUCAGCGCCAAGCUGAAGCUGUUUGUCUUUGGCGGCACCACCAUCCACAGAGACAAGGCCUCCAAGGUGCAGUGCUAUGACCCUCUAGGGAACCGUUGGGCCAUCGCAGCAGAGUGUCCGCAGCCGUGGAGAUACACGGCCGCCGCUGUUCUAGGCAGUCAGAUCUUCAUCAUGGGUGGAGACACUGAGUUCACCGCCGCCUCUGCCUACCGCUUUGACUGUGAGACCAACCAGUGGUCUCGUGUUGGGGACAUGACUUCCAAAAGAAUGAGCUGCCAUGCUGUGGCCUCUGGAAACAAACUGUAUGUGGUGGGGGGCUACUUUGGGACGCAGCGCUGCAAGACGCUAGACUGUUAUGACCCCACGUCCGAUAGCUGGAACAGUAUAACCACAGUGCCUUACUCACUAAUUCCUACUGCGUUCGUAAGCACCUGGAAACAUCUACCAGCAUAGCUGCCUCUCUACAAGAAUAAGGAGAGGUCUCCAGAACUGGGUGUCACAUGUUUCUGACCGUAGUGACUGGCAGAGGCUUGCUAGGGCUUGCCUGCCCGCAGCACAGCGUGACGUGUGUCCAUCGGGUGACGGAUGUGGCUCCGCCAGCGUCGCCCAUUCCUGCUCCUCCAAACCCACCUCCCCCGUUCCAGACGAUCUGAACACAAGGUCCUCCAAGAGGGAUGUCAUCAGCUGGCUCUGCUCCUUUAUAGCACAACGAGACAUCCACACCAUGCUUCCAAACAGUCUUAUCCAUGACCAUGGAGAGAGAGAGAGACACUUUAUUGACAGACCACUGACUUGGGUAUAUUGCUCAGUAUUUUUGACUGAGGCUAUUUUUGAAACAUGUUCUUCUUUUGAGGAAUCCACUACUAGAUCAUUCCACCUCUCAACCCGGGCGAAAUAGCCUCAAGGGCUGAUGUGUUUUUGUAAAUGACAAUUGAUAAACUACAGUAAGCAGGAACACUAUCCGUUCCAUCAUAGGUGGUGCUGUAGGCUCUCAGCACACAGGAUUUAUGAACUCGGCAAACGCUCAUAUCCAACAAAUAGCCUACAGUGCAAGUCAACUUUAUAAAACAAUGAGAUAUAUCAAAGAAACACAUUGCAUCAUUGACCUUUUCAGAGGAAAUAGUUGUUGUUUUUUACAUGGAAACAACAUUGAUUCAACCAGUUUUUGCUCGGUGGGUUGAUAAUGGGUCAAUGAGGGUACUAACCUUUUGAUACUAAGACUUUUUUCUUCUGUGAAUUGUGUUUAUUUCUGGAGUUAGUUUGUGGGAUGACAGCCGCACGGAAGCAACAACCUUUUUUUCCAGCAGUCCCUGAUGGGAAGGAGAACUUAACAGGAACUUUUAAUGAUUUUUAAUGAUAAGGACUCACUUUUAAACUGCAGUUUUCCAUGUGAGGGGUGCCUUCAAGGACUGUAAUAAGGCCUCCUUGUGAACUGAAUUCCUUGUGCCUAAUACUGGCAGGAAGGUUUGUCAUUUCACUCUGAAGUGUUUGAAUAAAUGACUAUUUCAUGCAUGUUGACUUGUUCCAUAAGUACAGGGAAACGGCUUAAAUAAGUGCCUCAGCUUGUCGUCUUGAUUUGUGUGACAACUCUAAUGCAGACAUUCCAGAGGGCUUUGAAGUAGAGAAAAUCAGCUUAUGAUAAUAAUUUGAGUUGGCUUAAAACCAGUGGGGAUUUAUUCCAGAAUUUCAUCCCUUUUCUGAUGUGGUUACUCUGAUGAGAAUGUUAGCGGAACACUUCUGAGUGACCUAAGUUAGCCAAAUGGUAGAAAUGGUAGUAAGCUCACUUCAACAAUGCAAAUAAUGUUUCUCAUAAUGAAUUAUUUAAUGCAAGGUUUUUUGGAAGCACACUUCAGUCCAUAUUUUAUUUUGCUUUAGGAAAACACUAACUAUUGCAGUAUGCAACCUCAAAUGACUUCUCCUGUAUUUUCACGUGUAUAUACAAUCCUUCCUUUAUGAGCACCAAUAUAAAGACCCUGAGACAAACCUAGCGAAGGCAACGGUAAGUUAGCCUGGCUCUGCCUGCUGAAUACAUUGUCUACGUAAAUGAAUGAUUUAAGGUUUUAUUCAUAACUCAGUUUGCCUAACAAUCCUCUCCUCCCCAGGAUACAAGGGUCUUAUCCUGUAAUGUUUGCACUGCUACAGUGAGAAGCUAUUAGCACGACACAUUAGGAUGGGAGUGACUGGUGUGAACGCAGACCACAUCAGUGAUGUUUCCUGCCUCUUCCUGGCCCCUCAGGGUAAAGAAACACACACUUGAUUCUCUCAGCUUUUUUUUUUUAGCUGAAAGGAACAAGUCUAAUCCCUAGGCUCCAGCCAUAAAAAAAGUUUAAAGGGUAUAUUCCUUUAGACGUUCACUCAUCCUUAUGUUCGUCCAAAUAACAACCACCCAAAGUCAUUUAGUCAACCACCCAUUCACCAAUCAGUGACAGUAUGGCCACAAGGUUGUUGCGUUGCUGUUUAUAGCCCAUUACAGACAUAUUUCCCCCUCCCCUCUAAUCAGCCUGUGUGGCUGUCAGCCCAGAAGCUUUAGCAGGAUUUCCAAAGGCAGCCAAGGGCACAGGCAGGUGUCGCCAGGCAGCAUAGCAAGCCCCCUGGGCAGGUGGAAGGUGAGUCCUCUGCCAGGAGACUAUCCGACCUGCCUCUCAGCCGUCUGGACAGACCACCUGCUGCCCUUUGUCAUCACUGAUAUCACAUAUCAUCCAAGAUCGCCCUCCUUACAACACACAUACAAUGCCCUUAGGGUUCUACGAGGGACUGCUACCAUCACACUCCUUUUUCAUUAUGACCAGUUAAGAUUGUAUGUUUUCAAUGACCUAGUAGAUUUCUGGGCUUGUUCUGCAUGGGAACUACAGCCAGGUGUUGAAUUGGGAUGGAACUGAUCCCCCUCUCCCCAAAAUAUGAGUUGCUUUUCCAUACUUAUUUCACUGAGAAAACAAAGAAUUUGCCAGUAUAGGCCUAUGCUGUUUUCCAUUCUAAGAUUAUGGCAGAGGUGUAUCACUGUACUACAUAAUGAGCUACUCCACCUAACUGCUUUCAGGCUGCAGCACCUCCAAACUCCUAAUGGGAUAGUCUGUGUAUGAUCCUAAUAGCAUGCUAGCAUUUACAGGGAGCUGACUCUCAUUGAAAUGCAGCAGCAGAGUUGUUCUGGUUUUUUCCGUUAGCUGCUUCAUAAUUGAGCAAUCUUGGAGCAUCCUUGCUCAUGUAUAUUUGAGCAAAUCCACUCCUCUCUUCCCAGUUCACAACAUCCCUCAAGCAAUACUUAAAUCUCGCUAAACUUCACAGGAGUUAAAAGUGCAACAAUUCUAUUUUCAUGAAAGGCUAUUACAUAAUACAUUGAAGUCUUUUUGUCUACUGUUUUUAAUAACUAAAUAUCCUUUAGCCAACAGCUUUUUUUUACUGUUCCCAAAAAGAGAAUAAAGAAUAAAUAAUG
Molecule: messenger RNA, 5067 nt
Organism: Salvelinus fontinalis (brook trout)
Lineage: Eukaryota; Metazoa; Chordata; Actinopteri; Salmoniformes; Salmonidae
Gene: enc2
Product: kelch-like protein 25
Exons: 4
Coding region: 207-2090 (627 amino acids)
Molecular function (GO): protein binding
Source: RefSeq, a predicted model, not a curated record